This is a messenger RNA of Colias croceus (clouded yellow), 3203 nucleotides long. RefSeq names its product lysosomal acid phosphatase-like. The transcript is spliced from 6 exons. Lineage: Eukaryota; Metazoa; Arthropoda; Insecta; Lepidoptera; Pieridae. Gene Ontology annotation, biological process: dephosphorylation. Gene Ontology annotation, molecular function: phosphatase activity. The record is from RefSeq and is a predicted model, not a curated record. Bases 250 to 1446 code for a protein of 398 amino acids.
UUAAAAAAAAUAUUCGUCCUCUCGUCGAGAUUAUUUAUUUUUUAUAAAUUAAAUUUUAAAUAUGGUGUGAAGAUAAACAUUAACUAAUUUGAUACUGUUAAAAUAUUUGUGAUUAUUUGUCCUGUGAAUUCUAAAAACGUUUGAUUAAUUCCAUUGUAAAGCUAAAGUUGAUAUAUAACUAUGGUCAUCAAGAUUACAAAAUAAUAUUUCUAGUGAUUACUUUGUUACCGUGGACUACAAUUCGCAAUCAUGGAGUACGAUAAUGACGAGAAUACUUGGAGAAGGUCAUCAACACCUAAGUUUAAACACUCGACUUGCAAAUCAAUUCCUAGAAGGUCGACAACUACUGCAGUUGUUGUCCUUGGUCUUGCAGUUCUGAGCUGUUUAUUAGGUUACUGCGUUUUAAGUGAAACUUUACCUUAUGAGUCGAAAACUUUGCGCCUUGUUAUUAUUUUAUUCCGCCAUGGAGCUAGAGCACCAUUAUCAACUUACAAGAGUGACCCAUUUAAAAACUAUCAAUGGCCAGAUGGACUGGGUAGCUUAACAAAUGUGGGCAAAUUACAACUGUAUGAAUUGGGAAGGAAAUACCGCAGUUAUUAUGCCACUUUUAUACCAGAAGAGUACAAUGAGAAGGACAUAUAUGUACGCAGUAGUGAUGCUUCUCGAUGUAUGAUGAGUGCGUACACAUUUCUGGCUGGCUUGUAUCCUCCUACGGACAGGCAAAUGUGGCACCCUGAAAUAAUGUGGCAGCCCAUCCCUGUUCACUCCUUACCAAGAGAAAUUGACAAUAUAGUUGCUGCAACAAAACCUUGUAAAGCAUGGAAGAGGAUGUAUGAAGAAUUAUUGGAUGAAAAGAAUUCUGAUACUAAAUACACUGAAUUAUUUGAUUAUCUAAGUAAACAUACAAAUCAAACUAUGCGGAGUGUUCUCAAUGUGGAUUUCUUAUACAGUACUUUUAAUACUCAACAAGAAGCGGGGUUGAAACUACCGGAAUGGACAAAAAAUGUAUUUCCCAUCAAAAUGAGACAGCCGUUUAUGUUGAGUUUGGCUUUAUUGUCUUAUAAUGAUUCAUUACAAAGAUUGCACACUGGACCACUGCUCGGAAAAAUAAGGUCACAUUUGCAAGAAGCAGUUACUCAUAUAAACAUGGACAGAGCAUUGUAUGUGUACUCGGCGCAUGAUGUGAAUAUGGUGUCGCUCAUGAGGUCUCUGGGUUUUACGGAAUUGAUGGAACCAGAGUAUGGAUCCAGUAUUGUAGUAGAGCUGCAUGAGGAAGUGGAACAGGAUACAUUUUUUAUUAAGUUAUUCUACCGGAACAAUACGAAAGUUGAGGUGCCCAUGGAAUUGAAAAUACCAUUUUGCAAUGAGCCCUGCACCUAUGAUAGAUUUAUUGAACAUCUUGGAACACUAAUACCAUCAGAUUGGGAAGCAGAGUGUCAAAAUUAGGCCAUAGUUAAGUGGUUUUUACUUAUUUUUAUUUUAUCAGAGCCAACUAGUUUUAUGUGUGUUCUUAUCUGUUUCUAAUUAUAAAUGUUAUUGUAACCUGUGAUGUAUUAAGUAGUAAAUCAAGAAAUUAUUCAUGCCAAAAUACUUGAGAAUUGCAAAUAUUUGCAUGCGCGUGCCAUAAUACUCGAAAUUAAAAUAUUAGAAAUUAAUAAAAUACUCCAAUUUCAAAUUUUAUUCUGAGAUUAAUUAAUUUAUAAGAAGAAUAAAUUAUCAGUCAUAUUAUUAUGAAAAAGAUGAGUAAAUACCAUAGAGUUACCAGAUCUUCUAUUUUACAUCAUGCAAUAUAAUUUUAAUUUAAGGGAGGUAAUACCAGUGGUAAGGCACUAUACACAGAUCCAAAAUUGUGAAUUCUAUUUGGAUAAGUUGUUGUUUGUUGUAGUCCACUAACGAUUUUUUUAUCACUGUCUUUCUACCGCCUUUCUGAGUAGGGUUUUUAAUUGAAAAUAAUGUCUCUGUAUGCUAAAUUUUAAAAUUUGACAUUUUAGGACAUUUUUAUUGUAAUUUGCGUAAUAAGGAUUUAUGAAUUGAAAUUAUACUAAAUAAUAAGAUACUUAUUCUUGUUUUGUGGUAUUUCCAUAACUUAGUAGUAGUAGCAGUAUCAACAAUUUUUAUGAUACAAGCUUUCCACCCGCAGCUUCGCCCGCGCAGUCAAAGAAAAACCCGCAUAGUUCCCGUUCCCGUGGGAUUUCCGGGAUAAAACCUAACCUAUUUUCCCGGUAUCAAAAUAUCUCUAUACCAGAUUUCAUGCAAAUUGGUUCAGUAGUUAAGGCGUGAUUGAGUAACAGACAGACAGACAGAGUUACUUUCGCAUUUAUAAUAUUAGUAUGGAUUAGACAAAACAUGGACAAAACCUAUGUAUUUGAAGUACUCAACUUCUAUAGGCAAAACAGAUCUAUAGUGAUAGUGAAUUACCCAAGAAUAAGUAUCUUAAACAUGUUUAAUGCCAAAAAAAAUACUAUAUACCUAUACAUUCCAUGUGCACAUAUUUUCUUAAAGCAAUAUACAAUAAAGUAAUAACAACUAUUUUUAUCACCUUCUUCACUUUUUUCUAUUAAAUAUUAAAUAAGACUUAUAAAUGUUGUGUAUAGAUAAAUAUUAUAUUAAGCGGAUAGUGUUGCCCAAAAUUUUUUAUUAUAUUUCAAUAGGAAAUAUCUAAAUGGACUGAUUUUCAUCUAUAAUUAUUCAAUUUAUUCAAUUUUUCUAUAAUAUUAAUGUUGUUUAAAACGUGAUAUUUAGGUUAAGAUUUACCUACUUAAAUGUAAACGCUAUUACGUUUUAUAAUUACUUACUUAAAAUCAAAUGUGCUAAGAACUGAAUGUUGUAUAUUCGUUACGCAUUUGAUGUAAUUUUUUAUUUAGUUACGUAAAAUAUAUCGCGCUUGUUCGUAAGCGUUUACUAAUAACAUCUAAUAUUUAUAUUAUAAUAUCUAUCUUUUGGCUCUUUUACCUUCACAUUUUGUAUCAUGUCUAAGGAUCUUAAUGGCUAGAGAAAACUAAAGUUCGAGAAGUUUUCAACUUACAAUCCUUUUAAAAUUAUAAUUAAGUACUUACCUAUCUGCUUCUACCAACUUAUCUCAAAAUGUCGUAAUGAAUUCUUUUGGGCAACGACUGGUUUUAUGUUGUUAUGUACGUAGUUAAAAGAUUUUAUGUCAAUGUAUUGUUUAUAUGUGGUUACGAAUAAAAUGUUUGUGAAAUCAA